Molecule: messenger RNA, 1770 nt
Organism: Trichoderma aggressivum f. europaeum
Lineage: Eukaryota; Fungi; Ascomycota; Sordariomycetes; Hypocreales; Hypocreaceae
Product: transcriptional regulator family: Fungal Specific TF
Exons: 3
Coding region: 1-1770 (589 amino acids)
Biological process (GO): regulation of DNA-templated transcription; DNA-templated transcription
Molecular function (GO): DNA-binding transcription factor activity, RNA polymerase II-specific; zinc ion binding; DNA binding
Source: RefSeq, a predicted model, not a curated record
AUGUCGACUACACCAAACGUCACGCAGAAGCCGCCGCAGCAGGUAUGCGACAACUGUCGCUUCCGGAAAAUGAAGUGCGAUCGCGGUCUGCCGUGUAGCAACUGCGUCGUCUCUUCCAUUCCUUGCCGAUACUUGCACACGCUCCGGCGCAAAGGGCCAAGGGGAGGCAAAGGCCGUCGACUGUCUCAAAUCAGGCAGGGCCUCACAGAACCUGACAAGAACCACUUCGAGGUCAGCACGCCGAGCACACAGAUCCAGUUCAACGCCUUGGAAGAUUCAACUCGAAACCGCCCUGUCAGCCAGCAAAACCCCCUUCUGGCCCUUGCAACAGCGUCUGGCACGGCGACGGAACAUGACAAGCAGAGGCUGUCGGUGGCCUUGGCGGCUCAUGUGCAGGUGUUUAUGAAGCACCUGUUUCCCAUUAUGCCCGUCGUCAACGACAGGGAGCUGCUGACCGACUCGCUGCGCUUGGAUGAGCUCUCUCCAUCACGGUAUGCCUUUCUCCUGUCUCUCUGUGCUGCGACGCGGAUCCAGUUGAAGCUGGACAAUGCCGAAGAGUACGAUGAGACAUCAGUCGGCAUCAACACGUCGCUAGACUCGCCCCUUACGGGUGAGGCUCUGCUCACCGCUGCUGAGCAGGCCCGGCUGCAGUUCAACGUGGUCGAUGACCUCAGCCUGGACACGCUGCUGACAUCCUUUUUCCUCUUUGCGGGCUAUGGAAACCUGGAGAAGCAUACCCAUGCUUGGUUUUACCUGAACCAGGCCAUUUCAUUGGCUCUGUCAAUAGGCUUACACAGUGAGUCGGCCUACAGCAACCUGGAAGAAAGCGAACGGGAAAUCAGACGGCGGAUAUUCUGGUUAUUGUUUGUGACCGAAAGAACAUAUGCUCUGCAGCACAGGCGGCCGGUGAUGCUGCGCAACACCAUCUCAAAGCCGCAGAUUGUCGACUCAGACUGCCCUAUUGUCAUGCACGAUUUCGUAAACCACGUCCGCCUAUUCGAACUACUGCCCUGUUCUCUGUAUGAGUGGCAGCCUCACACCGAUGGAUGCCAGCCUCAAGGUGUCGCUCUCAGCCAUGCCAUCAGCAAUAAACUCUCCGCCGUGCAGCCCGCAGAAUCGGUAAUGGAGAGCCAGAGAUUCGACACGCUUGUCACGCAACAGUGGCUUCGUGUGUCGAUGUGGCGGCUCGCGUUUGGUACCAAGCCGAACCUCGUGUAUGGACAGGGUCUCAUGCCCGCUCUUGGCUUGCCGUUUGAGGCUGGAAAAUCCAUCAUGAAGGCCCUGGGAUCUGUGAGCCAGAGCUCAAAGGACUGCCACGGAAUCGCAAUUGAACAAAAACUGUUCGACAUUGGAAUGAGUCUGGCGGACGCAUCCAUGUCUGCUUCUCCCAUGCCCUCUUUCGAAUUCGGGCCACAGGACGUUCUCUGUUCUGUUGUCAAGUUCCUGGCCCGUAUUCGCGGGUGUCAAUCUAAUCUGCUACCCAAGCUUCUAAAGCACUCGGAGAUGAUUCUCGGCUUCUCAAAUCCCAUUGCCAGCAUCGACAUCCACUGGCCGGCAUUGCUUGAGGAGCCCUCAGGAGGAGUGGCGGAGAACGUGGGCGACCUAGCUGCUCAGGGAGAAGAAUCAUCCAGCAGCACGGGCAGCUGGCAGGAUACCUGCGAUCUGACGAUGCUGGAACCUGGUGCGGCAUCGUUUAUGGCGUUGUCAUGCGAAGAGCCGCCGUUUGACGCGGAUCAAGUGCACUUGCCGGGGCAAGUAGAAAUUGCAUAA